Molecule: messenger RNA, 2849 nt
Organism: Formica exsecta
Lineage: Eukaryota; Metazoa; Arthropoda; Insecta; Hymenoptera; Formicidae
Product: PRKC apoptosis WT1 regulator protein-like
Exons: 9
Coding region: 993-1922 (309 amino acids)
Biological process (GO): apoptotic process; positive regulation of apoptotic process
Cellular component (GO): cytoplasm
Source: RefSeq, a predicted model, not a curated record
AUAAUAGCAUCUGAUCGUAAAAUAUUAUUAAGGAUAAACAAAAUUAAUAUAUGUCAUCAAAAUGAUUCUUCAGGCUUCCCUCCUUUCACUCAAUCAUAUGUAUUACGUCAUGACGUCAGAAGCGAAAUGGCACACUAUUCUGAUAUAAAUUGCUAGUGUGAAGAAAAGUCAUUCAUAUACGUAUACUUUCAUUCAUAUAUAUAUGACAUAUUGUCAGUUAAAACACAGCCACAGCUACUGUGUUUUCCGAACGCAACCAUUCAUCGAUCACUUUGCGCUCGCUCAACGGUUACAAAAUCGUUGCGUUUUCUGAACGCAGUCCAGUCUCUCUUCGGGCUAUCUGUCAUCUGACAUACUACGCAUCGUACUUACGCGAAGGAAGGUGGGGGUGGUUAAGCGCAGUGAACAAGAGGCGAAGAGAACUAGCAGUUACUGGCAAUCACUAGCAGAUUUCGCAUAGCGGUUUCUAAGUUCUACAGUUGAGCAAAGAAUUGCAUUCCUGAGAAUAAAGUAGAAGCAUUUCUCAGUUCACCUGCCUUCCACCGGAUCGAUACGUCGAUUUAAUUUUUGGUCAAACUAUUAUGUGCUCGUUUCGGCCGUCUAUGUUUAUGAUCAUCAUUCACGUCGGCUGACAGCUGUCAAUUCCUCAUUCGGGUCGCCAGUCGCCAGUGAGUCACCGUAUCGGCAGCCGAGGGCCUCUUCAGGUGAUUCCUCGAUUGGUGAUAGUUUGAUUUCAUUCCUACCUGCGCACGUUGCGUCUUUUUUUUUUUCGUUUUGCCCGCGAGCCCGUUUUUUCAACAAAGCUCUCUUCUCGACUUCUCUUCCUCUCCCUUUUUCUCAGACGAGUCCUGAACAGUAGCCUAAAACGAGCUAAGCCGCACGGGACGAUCAUCAUACCCAUAGCACACGCACACUCUUAUAGCGAUUGCUUUUGUAAGUCCCGCGAGUGUGGUGUUACAAGCGGAUUCUUGCAUUGCAGCGAUAUCGCCGGCAUGGCGUCCAGCUCCGUCAGCCAAGAAGACUUUGACAAUGACUUCGAGUUGACAUCUAGGCGGUCCAGGAUCAGGACCGCUAGAGCUAGAGUGGGUCCGCCUAGAACAGGAGAUGUGUCUUCCAUAAGCUUUCAAAAGAGUACACCCGAUAUGGAAGAAUCGCAAGGUGCUUACGACACAAGUUCCAACCCCAUGCUUCUAUCCGAGCAUGACAACUUGCAGACCAAACCCAUAAUAAGGAAGCAGGAUAAACGCGUAACCGGCCGUGUCUUUAGUGUCGUAUCCUGUUUGCACAGGCCAACGCAUAUAAACAAGGGAAAGCAGCAACGUGAUCGACGGAAACUACGAGAAAAACGGCGUAGCACAGGAGUCGUGCAUUUACCAUCGACAGAGAGUACUGGUGGUAGUACGGGAGAAGAUGAGGAGGAACUUACUGGUACUUGCCUUGAAACUAAGCAUAACACGCAUCACAAUGAAUUCCUUGAUCAUGAAUUGAUAGAAGACCGGACCGCCAGAAUGUACACACAAAGGCGAAAUAAAAGGCACUACCGUACUUCAUACAGGUCAUGUAUAAUUAGGCACAAUUGUCACUCUGAUUUGGAGGCCGACGACGAGGAAUUUGAUUCUCUUAAUCAGUCCGAUAGCAUUAAUCAAUCGGAUCAUGGCAAUCACGAGCCGCAGACGUCUGUCAAUGCGACCGGCAGACCGAGAUUGCCGACACCAACUGGCGACAAUCCACACGAAUUGAUUGAACGAGCACAGGAAGAGAACAGGAGGCUACUGUCCCUUUUAGAGGACCGGGAUCAUAAAAUUAUGGCGCUUGAGGCUCGCCUUUUAAAACAACAACAUGAAAUGGCCGUGGAACGGGAACGGCUUCGCGAGGAGAAUGCUACGUUGAUUCGUGCGAUGGCGGCAUUAGCCAGCAAUUAAUCCUCUUCAUCUAAUAAAAAUCUUGCCUUCUUGGCUCUUUGCUCCUUAUAAUAAUCGCCGACCUGCAGGAUGAGCCGUAAGUCGCGCACUGCGCUGAUUAUUUUGAUUAUUAUCAUGUAUAUUUUGUUUUAUUCUCUCUCUCUCUCUCUCUCUCUAAUCUGUCGUAGCAAGAACAAUUUAUUUAUCUUUUCGUUGAAAUCUAAUAUAAUUUUUCCAUCGUAUCUCUCCCAAUUUUUCGAUUGUUGGGAAAUUUGCAACCAUUACAGGGUGAACGACUGAAAAUCGCAUAUUGCGUUAAUUAUUUUAAUUAUUGUUGAUAUUGUGAUAUACAUAUUUUUAUGUAGUAUAUAAUACAAAAUGAUCAAAGAACAAUCUACGUUCUCUAUUAAAUAUUAAAUUAGUAGAGAAUCUUUUUUCGCGUUAUAUGUAUAUUGAUACUUUUGAAAAUUGAUCAAGUUAAUUAUAAAGCACAAAUAUUGCGCGUUGCACUAAAUAUCUUAAUUGCUUUUGUGAUAUCUCUGUACGUUUUUCCUUGCUCAAUAUAUAUAAUGCAGAAUGCUUCAAGAAAAAUGUUAUUCGUCUUCUGUUGAAUUGUUUCCUUUUUGUUUUCACAACGCAGUUCUGCGCCUGCAGUUUAUUUUGAUUUUUAGUUUUCUUAACGAAAGAUAAAAACUGGAAAAUAUGGCACAAAGAUUUCUGUCUGUACUAUAUUUUUUUCUUACAUUGGCAACUAUUAUAGAGCUAUAGAAUAAAGUUGUGCAUCAUGUUAAUAUAUUUUUACUUCUUUCUUUUUAUGAAAUUGAAAGGCUGAAAACUUAAUAGAGACUAUAAACGCAUUAGUUUGUAAUAAAAGUCAAAAAAUUUAAGUUCAUAGCCUGUUAAGCUUAGAUAUUUAGUUUAAUAAACUAAGAGUAUUUUCACAUUGCA